Messenger RNA from Manihot esculenta (cassava), 1225 nucleotides. RefSeq names its product homeobox-leucine zipper protein HOX3. The transcript is spliced from 4 exons. The record is from RefSeq and is a predicted model, not a curated record. Gene Ontology annotation, biological process: regulation of DNA-templated transcription. Lineage: Eukaryota; Viridiplantae; Streptophyta; Magnoliopsida; Malpighiales; Euphorbiaceae. Gene Ontology annotation, molecular function: sequence-specific DNA binding; DNA-binding transcription factor activity, RNA polymerase II-specific. Bases 210 to 920 code for a protein of 236 amino acids.
CCUUUAUUGCUAACUCCCCUUUUCCUCCGUUUCAUCAUAUUCUGCUUCGUCUCUCAUUUGUCUCUUAUUAAUUCUUAAUUUUUUUUCUUUUGUUUAAUUAUAUAUAUAUAUAUAUAUAACUUUACCUUUUCCCUUGUACAAAGAUCAGUCUUUUAUCUUCCCUUCUUCAUCGUCUUCUUUCUUUGUUACAAGCUGAAGCUAUCUGCUUCAUGGCUGUUUCACCCACGAGCUCUUCUAGCUUGGAGUUGACCAUAUCCAUGCCUGGCUUCUCUUCAUCCCUCUCUCUUCCUUCAUCUGCAGGUGAAGGGGGCUGUGGAGUGAGAGAUUUGGACAUAAACCAAGUACCAUCAACAGCAGUAGAAGAAUGGAUCACUGCUUCUAUGGAUGAUGACGAGGAAAUUACUAACGGAGCACCUCCUCGCAAAAAGCUCCGUCUCUCUAAGGAACAGUCUCGUCUUCUUGAAGAAAGUUUCAGGCAUCACCACACCUUAAACCCAAGGCAGAAAGAGGCAUUGGCUAUGCAGUUGAAGCUUAAGCCAAGACAAGUUGAGGUGUGGUUUCAAAACCGUAGGGCCAGGAGCAAACUGAAGCAGACAGAGAUGGAAUGCGAGUACUUGAAGAGAUGGUUUGGUUCGCUAACAGAGCAGAACAGAAGGCUACAAAGGGAAGUAGAGGAGCUUCGGGCCAUGAAAGUAGGGCCUCCCACUGUCAUAUCUCCUCACAGUUGUGAGCCCCUCCCAGCAUCCACCCUCACUAUGUGUCCAAGCUGUGAACGUGUCACCACCACCGUCACUAUUGAUAAGGCCCCCACCAGAACCACCACUACCACCAACGGCACCACUCGUGCCACAGCCGCCACCUUGUCCUCUAAAGUUGGAACACCACUCCUGCAAUCUCGUCAAUCUUCUGCAGCUUGUUAGUCGCUCUGGUUUGAUUAAUGAUAUUAUUAAUUUACUUUGAAAGAAGAAAAAAUAGGUCAAGAGGAAUGUUCAUAGUAGUUCACACAACAAAGGAAAGAAAAUGAAUGGGAUAGAUACUGUAUACUCGUACGUAUAUGGUAUCUAAUCUACAUAUGAUAAUUUGCUUGUUACCACUUUUUUUUUUUCUUUUAACAAUUAUUUUAUUGCUGGAGCCAUGCAUGUACAAGUAACUAAUUGAUUGAUAGACUGAUGUUAGAUUUUUCUUUUUUUCUCUUUUUCAUAUAUAUAUUGAGAGAUUAAUUUUA